Molecule: messenger RNA, 4548 nt
Organism: Necator americanus (New World hookworm)
Lineage: Eukaryota; Metazoa; Nematoda; Chromadorea; Rhabditida; Ancylostomatidae
Exons: 34
Coding region: 1-4548 (1515 amino acids)
Molecular function (GO): protein binding
Source: RefSeq, a predicted model, not a curated record
AUGCGCUGGUUGUGCGUUUUGUCUCUGAUCGGUUUGGUGGCCGGAGUGGUUACGGUACAAGCGGUAUGUCCUGCUCAUACGUUCACAUGUGACGAUGGUUCUUGUAUACCGGAAGAUUGGGUUGGAGAUGGAGAAGCGGACUGUGAUGAUAGAUCCGACGAGACUGGACACGCAACCACUAAUCGAACGAAGGAAGUGGAUCCGUUCGAUGAAAUUGUGACGUUACCGACGCCGAACAAUCAACGAACCAGCAACGAACGACAUCCGAGCGAUGAAGCAUCGAAGGACUGCCCGUACGAACAUCAACUCCGAGUUGAUGAGUGCGCUGAACCAACUCUAUUGUUUUUACGCGAUGUGAACGCUAUCUACUUCGAGAACUCCAGUCUUCUAGCAGACAAAGAAACGCAGUCAAGAAUUGAAAAAGGUUGCGAAUUAAUGCAGGAGUACACGAUAUGUGCACAAGGAGUGUCGGCGGCUUGUCAUCCAGAUGAAGGUGUGCAAGCGUGGCGUGAGGUGGAAAUGUAUGCUUGCCAAUUACUAAUCCCUGCUGUACGUGAACAUCGUCAAUGCUUUGACAAAGCAAGGAAUCCUGGUUGUGAAGUGAAAUUUGAUCCGCAGGCAUCACCAUUUUGCCGUUUGGUCACCUCUGUCAUACAGGAUGUCAACUGCAUACAAAAGCAUCCCGAAAGUUGCUCGGAGGCGGCGCUUGAGAUGCUCGAGCCAAUCAUUGAAGAGUCGCGACAGAUCACAACAUCGCUCAGAUGUCGCGCCGUAAGCGAUGUCCCUGCGGUCGAAAAGACAGCCACAUCUGAAACUGCUGAGGAAGAAAUCACGCCUAGUGCCACAACGACGACAACCAUUCGUAGAGCAUCGCUGGUCACUUUGCCUCCUUCAUCAACGCAUAGAACGAUCGGACCAGUUGUCCAAGAAACACUGUCUGCACACGAACAGUCCACAACGAUAGAAAUGCCUGUGGAGAACAUCGGAAGGGAACUGAAAAUCAACAUGAGCGAUGCAGUGAACUCAAUGUAUUACAUAUAUGAUGUGUGCUCUGCUGAUUACUCUAAAUCGCCAUUCGCCGCGAUUGCUGCAAAGAUGUGUAAACGGCAAGACGAGAUCGCAAAGCACAGCGAUUGUUAUCAAACUACUUUGGAAAAAGAGAAAUGUGCAGCAAGAGAGGCUAAAACAGAAUGCGAAGCGCUUGAAGCAUUCAACGCCAAUCUGGAUUGUGCCAUUGUGACCAUGAAUGAUGUGUGUGAGGUAGAAGCACAAAAUGCGGUGAUCGAACUGCAAGAAGCGGUUAAUGACAUCAUUAUCGAACGAAAAUGUUUCGAACAACGCGAGAAAGCCGCCGCACCAAAAGAGCCAGUCGAUCCGGACGAGUUCCGACUUGACACGAAGAUGACACACUGUACUGAUGAACAAGAAAACGGCGCAUUGGCAUGUUUAGUGGAAUUGCUCGAGAUCAACAAGCAGUUGGCACAGUUCCAAAAUCUCAACUUUUUGCUUGAGAUAGCCAGCGAAAAUUCGAGUGUGGUGACGAAUAUUUGCGAACUGUACGGAAAAUAUGAGAAAUGUUUGCAAGCAAGUGUAUUUAAGGAUAACAAAAGAUGUGCUUUCGCUAGUCCACUGAAUACGCUUGCCAGGAUUGGCCUAGCUCCCAUCUGCUCAAUCGAUUCGAGGCCGUUGCUGUCCUCACAUCGUGACUGUCUUGUCAGGCUUGCAGCUGAAGCUACCGGCCAAUCCUCGAAUUGCCAGAGCGGACUAUCCGGACUGGGUCAAACUGUAAACAUGAUGCUGCAGGGAAUCCAUGGCGAAGCACUGCUAUGUAAGUCCUUCUAUUUGAUCCGUGACACUUUCGUUUGUGGCGAGAGGGCGGUUGAACAACAAUGCGAUGCUAAAGCACUCGAGGAUCUUGGGACGUUGAAGAAGCAAAUGAGUGAACUGGGCGAAGAAGAAGGCUGCCCCAAAGAACCACCAGCAAAUCUGGAUGCGAUCAUCGCACGACCUGUUAAACGGCCCACACCACCACCACUUCCACCACCAAGACGUCCUUCUGGUGCACCAAUGGCACGUCCAUUGAACACAGAGACGCCGUCUGAUGCUAGCACAAAAGUUCCGGAAGCGCCUAUGAGUCAAGAGCCAAUAAAUCCCAUGCAGUCAACGUCUUCUGCUGUUCCGCCCAUGGUACCCUCUCCGGCACCCGCCCAACAGCCAGCUGUUUGUACACCAGAGCAACAGAAGAAAUUCGAAGAAUGUGUUCGACCACUUACUGCUUUCCAACCACAUCCACUCUCGGUGAUCAAAAUUCCGCGACAAAUCGAUGAGGCCUGCGAGGAGUUCAAAAAAUUCCAGACAUGCGUUGCUGACGUCGAAUGUCAUCCACUAUGGGCUAAAGGCAUGACGGCUAUGUUUUCUUAUGCAUGUGGAGAAGGCAGUGAAGGAUACAAAAAGGUUCGACAAUGUCUUCGUAAAAUCUCCGCUGAGGAAACCGUGAAGGAGUGUGUCACAACGUUUUCACGAGGUGCUCCAACGCAAGCAUGUCUAUCUGCUAAUGCUUUAUUGACGUGUGCCAUUGCUCCUAUACAGACCGAAUGUGGUGAAGAGACAUCGGAAUGGGUUAUCAAGUACGUGACGAAGUUCGCUACAGCAAUUGAUCCACGAUGUAAAUUGGCCAGUCAACUACCGAUUGGAAAAGUGAUCGGCGUUGGUUGCACAGCCGAAGAAGAGGCCAUAAUUGAGCACUGUGCCGCUCCGUUGAACGACAUCGGGGCUCGAAUGGAAGAGUUAUUCCAAGGUGGUCUCCAGGCUAUGAUCAAAAAUGUCAAUAGCCUUGCUCCUGUCUUCGCCGGCGGUUGUAACUUGACAGACGAAUUCCGGCAAUGUGCUGCAUUCCUUCUUUCUGGAAGAACACCGUGCGUAGUUUCUUCGUGUAUGAUUCAUGCAGGAGAUGGUAUAUGCGAUCAACCUGACCCAACAAAGGCUAUUGAUGACAAUUUAAGCUGCGUCUUCGCGCAGGUCCAAGAGCCCUCAUUUGCUAAAUGUGUCCGCUCAACUCUCACCACUGUCAAACAAUUCACCCUGAGCUCAUUCCGCAACAUCCUGCCCAAAUUCGUCGAUUGUACCGAAGAAAUUGUUCGCGUAAAAUGUGGCGAGACUCCGAUUAAGGUACUUCGUGCAAUGUCAUCUCCAGACAUUUGUCCGGUAGGUCCCGCACCGAUAGUUCCCGUGAACAAAACUCCUCAACGAGUCGAACCACAACUUCCCACAUGUACCACCGAAAAACGAGAAUCAUUUGAUCAAUGCACACGACCAUUUUACACCAGAUAUCGUAUGCUGCCUGUUACGCUGAUUAACGAAAUGGAAAAUAUGGAUCAGGUUUGCUCGGAUGUCUCAAUCAUGGAUGGUUGCUCAAUAUCUACUAGGAUCUGCUCUUCGGCGGAGCAAACGGCGCUGAAGAAGAUGAUCGAGCAGUUGUGCGCAUCGAGACAAGCGUUUGAUCACUACAAGAUCUGCUUAAAAACUGUUGCAAGCAGCCCACAGGGUACCUCGUGCAUGUCCGAGUUUAUGUCAUCAACUCCCGGAACUCGAUGUUCCUCUCUACAGAACGCAGCCACGUGCAUGGCUAAACAGGUCCGUGACGCAUGCGGUGAGGAUGCGUUGACGUACGCAUUCGCAGCGAUGAACGACUACGCCAAAAUGAUGGAUGGUCGAUGCAGGGUUGACAAACCGUCAGUGUCGAUCGCCACUGGAUGCUCUGAGCAGGACAUGGUCGCAUAUCUGUCAUGCGAAAGCUCAAUCGAUCCAUUCAGCUUCCGACCAGUCUCUAUUAUUGGCGAUGGUACUAAAUGGGACGAAAUGUGCACAGCAUUCACAACCUCAUAUAAACCUUGUGUGGAGAAGAUGACUUGUCGAUUUGAACCCGUCUCAACAGCAAAUAUGCAGUUGUUUGAUGGCAUCUGCAACAGACCAUUGACACUUCGAGACCAAAAGUCAUACGGAAAAUGUCUGUCCGACUACACUAAUACGGCAGCCGGUCAGAAAUGUAUUGCUGCAAUGGCUGAAGUGGAUCCAAUGGCUGUUGAUGCUCCAAGCCAAAUGUGUAAAGUGUUGAAUUCGGUGCUCCAAUGUGCUGGCAGCGACAUCGAGAAGGAAUGUGGAUACGAUGCACUGUUGCACGUUUACGAGCAACACACAUUAUGGGCACAAUCAUACAAUAAGAGCUGCGUUGUCCAAUCUCCAGAACCUAAGUCCGUUCCAUUUAACACACUGGACCAAUCGAAAGAUGUGGAACCUCAGCAUGUGACACGAGACGAGACGACGCCACCACUCCAGAAGGACAUCUCUCCAAUCGUUAUUGGUGUAGAUGUAACCGAUAUAACGACAACACCACCGCUUCUCGAAACCACAACAACAAUGAUGAUGACCGACGCACCGGAAACCACCGCAACACAUCCGAAAGACAUUACUACACCAUCGGUCAAAGGUUCAUCGACGUCGGUGCUCAGUAUCAUACUGGUAUUCUUCAUCACUUUGCGACUGUUCUAA